AGUACACAAAUCUUAGCCCAACUUCUAUUAAAUGUCCUUGCACUACUUCUGUAAAUAUUUAUUUGCUUAUAAAUUGGCUGCACAAAACAGCCUUUAAUUAUUAGCAGAUUAUUACAGAGGAUCCUCCAAACUGGUAAAAGGAGAUGUAAAGUAAAAUGCUCUUAUCUGAAUAGAGGGUUAAGUACAGCUAAAUUAAAUCUUUGUAUUAAUAGUAUUCAUAGAAAGGCAGAUGGGAGCAGAAAAUGUUGCAAUGAAGAAUAUGGAAUGAGAUGAGAUCACAGCAUGUCUGUCCUUUGUAGAUCUGGACAAUGAUCACAGAGGCAGAUUGGAUUAGUGAAACCUAUUUACCAGAAGUUCAGAGCAGUUGCAUGAAGCUGAAAGGCAGUCAGGAGGGAGAGGUGGAAAAUGCACCAGAUUUACAGCUGCAGCGAUGAAAAUUUAGAAGUUUUCACCACUGUGAUUUCAUCCAAAUCAUGUAGUCCUGCCCGAAGACGAGCCAAAAGUACACAGCACGUCCUAACAAAGAGUGUGAUAGCCAUAUCCGAUCAUCGGCCCCACAGGACAGAGAAGCUUCAGCCCCACCAAGGCGAUCUCUUCCAGGUGCUGUACAGUGAAGAUGAGGUGCGGGGCCUGGGCCACCUGCAGAGUGGGCAGCGGGGACCCUGCUCUGCCAAGGGCACUGCCCAGCAUGUAGGACUUACUGAAAGAGAGUCAUCCAAGUCCUGCAGUCACCUGUUGGAUAGGAAAUCUUCGUUUCCACCAUCACCAGUUGCCCAUAUCAGAGCAAAAGCAGUGGCUGUCACAGACUCACCUACAGGCAACGGCACUCCUACAGAUGACCACAGGCAGCGCUGGAGGAAGACAACGGAGUAUGACCUGAGUCUGCCACCGGGAGCAGAAGCUUCCCUACCACUGACUAGAGGCAGCCUGUACGGGACACCCAGCCUCCUGAGGAAGAUGUGGAUGAAGCACAAGAAGAAGUCAGAGUACUUGGGGGCAACAAACAAUGCCUUUGAGGCGGACUGAUAAAGCUCAGUAUCACUUGGAAAGACAGAAGGUCCUUUAGCCAGGACAAGGUGCUCUAGAAUCAGUGAGGGAACAGACACAGCACAGCUCAUCCAGGAAAAUGAUGUCCUUUUAUUAUUUGAUGCCAUUGCCUCAGAAUGGUGAGAGAAAGGCUAAGGUAAAAAUCAUGAAUGUGAUGCAACUCACUGGCCUUUCUUUGUUGCAAUAUACUAAAAUUCCAAGUAUCCCACUAAAAUUACAUCUUGACUCAAUGCCAAAACUACUGCUGGCCCAUUCAAUAUUAUACAUGUCUGAAUCAACUCAGACUCACAACAAGAAAAGCCUGCCAAGAAGUUUGUGUAUUCCUCCAAAGCAAUGGUUAGAUUACAGAGCGCCAUUAAAUCCCAAGGGUCUGCUUGUCCUGUGCCACUGCUUGUCCUCUUCUCACAAUGUGAGAUAAAAACCACAUCUUACAAUAUGCCUGUUGAAUGACACAUGCCAAUCUUUUUUUCUUCAGCUUUGAUGUUUCAUGACAGGAGUAAAAGACGUAAAAAUUUUAAAAUAAUGGGUGAGUCAGAACUGAGCGAGUUGGCAAACACACAUUUAUCAAACCUUGCUAUGUGACAAGUGAUUGGUGUUUCAAAGUGUCCUGCCAGAUCAAACAAUGAGCAAACAGAGAUACUUUCUUCUGUAGAACCUGCAGGACAGCCUUGCAGCUGGAAAUCACAGACUCGACUCUCCUCCUUCCCCAAGGCAAAAGUCAUUCUCUGGCCCAGCAGCCUGUUAGAGGGAUGAUUUACUCUCCUGUUUUUCUUCCUUCCUGCGGGAAAGAAGAGCAACGCAGCUCCUCAUUAACCACACAUUGAAAGGGCCUGGUUGCUGGCAAGGCAAUGGGAAGAGGCAGUGGUGGCCCAGCAUUGACGAUGUGUGACCAGCCACAUUGUUCAAGAGUCAUGCCGAUGCCCUUUGGAGGAUGCACACCUGCACAGCACCAGGACAUUUUCCUCACAGGGGCCCACUCCACCUAUAAAUUAGAGCUUGACCUUGUGUAAUACUCUGUACACCAUGACCAGCCUGAGCAAUAACCCUGCCAACAUCAGGUUCUCCAUGACUGAACCAAGGUGGAGCUGCGCCCAAGAUUUUCCUGUAACAUCUUCUGCAAGUAUCACCAACUACACUACACCCCUACUCCCCAGCCCGUAGAAAUCCUGCCAGAAGCCUUGGCCUCGUACACACCUGCUAUUUUUACGCAUAUAGGUAAGCCUGGUAAACUCAGCGGAACAACUUUCUUGCACAGCAAUGCGUACAUUCAAGGAGAAAGCAUAAUAGUCAUCACCAGUUCCCUUUUUUGGUCUCAUAAUCUAAGCAAAGCAAAAAUGAAAAAGAUGGGCAGACACUGGCAAAAGCCCAUGUGCUGCGUUUGGGGUAAUUAAGAUGGUGAGCGUUUGUGGUACCUGCCCUUGUAGUGUAUUUGACCCAUAGUGCACCCAUCACAGAGUUCAGGGCAGCAAAAGUUUUGUCUAUUGAGAGAGCUGUAUUCUAGUAUUUAAUUUGUUAAUUAAUAGAUUUAAGCAGUAUGAGAAUGGAGGUGAAGAGGAGAUGAUUAAUGUUUCUACCUAAUAAUUGCUGUAUCUUGAAAUGUGUAUCUGUGGUCUUCUUAUUUAUUUAAUUUAUAAUUUGGGUCUACAAGAGAAGGAGAGACUUACAAGAAGCAUAUUUAAUUUCUCUGUAUUCCAGGAACUGCUGUGGAGAUUUCUUGUAUUGUAGUAGACACUUAUUUCAUUGAUUUAAAUAAAAUAUGUCUUAUUCUUUAAAAAAAAUUAAAUAAACA
Cuculus canorus (common cuckoo) is the source of this 2836-nucleotide messenger RNA. It is a transcript of the gene VXN, whose product is annotated as vexin. Bases 406 to 1026 code for a protein of 206 amino acids. Gene Ontology annotation, biological process: neuron differentiation; neurogenesis. The record is from RefSeq and is a predicted model, not a curated record. The transcript is spliced from 6 exons. NCBI's taxonomy places the organism in Eukaryota, Metazoa, Chordata, Aves, Cuculiformes, Cuculidae.